Spodoptera littoralis (African cotton leafworm) is the source of this 2422-nucleotide messenger RNA. Lineage: Eukaryota; Metazoa; Arthropoda; Insecta; Lepidoptera; Noctuidae. The record is from the annotation of a GenBank genome assembly.
GUAUUCUUUGCAGGAAGAAUGUGGCGAAGAAAUAUGGGAAACUAUACUCCGGGAGUCUGGGGCCAGGAAUACUGCCUUCAGUGCUAUGCAGCAAUAUCCAGAUGCAUUGAUGCUGCGUCUAGCGAGCGCUCUUGCUCGAUUGAUCACCAGGGACACAAACAGUCCCGCCCCAUCCAGACCAAGCAGUCCUGCUCCUAGGAAACAGUCAAUAAAAGCAAAGCCAAACUGGCGAAGCGCUUCAGUUCACACCGACAAUAGAACACAGAGUUUCAAAUGUCCAUUCACAGCAACUAACGCCUUAAAAAAUGUCACCAAAAAGGAAAUAGAGGCUUACAAAUCGUCAGAAGAAAUAAGAUCCCCCAUAGCGGCGUCCACAGGAAAAAUAAACGAAGUUAGAAUCAGUGAGGAAGCUGAAAUUGUCGCCAGGGAGUUCCAUAGGAGAAGUCUGGGUAUCAAAUUUGAAAAUCACAAAGUGAAGGAAACAGUUGAGGAACCAAUACCAGAAACAAACCAGGCAGAAGUCCCUGAUUCAAGUGAAAAUGUUGAACCAGAAGCAACAACUAUUGAAGCAGCCUCCAGCCAAAUCGAGAUGCCAAUGUCUGAACCAGCCUCUCCAGAAACAGAAACUGCAAAAAGGAACUCUAUUCUGAAGUCCUCAGCUCGUAAAACUAGUUGCACUUCUGCUUUAGAGGUGUACAAACGUCGAGGGUCCAUUAUUCCCCCUCGACCUCGUAUGAACAGCCUCAGCGUUGUGAGCGAAGACAAGCUGUACAAUAUGAGAGAAAAGUUCGGCACUCCAGAGAAGGUGAUGCACUUUUUCGGAAGAUGUUUCGUCAAGUUCUUCAGUAAUUAUGGUUACGACAAAAUGAUCCGUGCGACAGGACGUUACUUCUGCACGUUCCUGCAGUCAGUGGACAACAUACACCAGCGUAUGCGAUUCACAUUCCCGCGCAUGCGCUCUCCCAGCAUGCAACUCACUCGUGCGCACAGGCACGGUGCCGAGCUUGUAUACAGCAGUGGAAGGACUGGGUUUACACAUUAUCUUAUGGGACAACUAUACGAAAUAGCCGAAGACAUAUUUUCGUUGAAGCUGAAAGUUUCGGUGGUGAAGGAAAGCAUGGAGGGCAACUACUAUGUAGCGGUACUGAGACUGGAGUUCGAUAACAGUGAUUAUGUCCAGUCUCUAAUGCUGCGUAAGUCCCUGCCCUGCCCUCUGCCGGCGGUACCGGCCACCUUACUACUGCAGCUGUUUCCCUUUGGAGUGCUGCUCGACAGGAGAAUGAAGAUCCUGAAGGCUGGUGAAAGACUGGUAGCAGCCUGGGGUGGACCACUCAAUCGCCUAGAGAAGUCUGCAAUCUCCGAAAUUUUACGCCUGAGGAAACCUAAAGUACCUUUUACAUGGGACAAGGUUGUGUGCAUGCAGACCAUGAUCUUCGACUUAGAGUUGCUACGCUACCGCUCUCGAAACUGUGCUGAAGUGAGGAGGGGUUCACAGGGAGCGCGCUCCAUUCUGCUACGAGGACCUAUAUAUCUGCUAGAAGAAAUAGACGCCCUCAUAUUUCUAUGUAGUCCACUUUUCAACGACCUCGAUGAACUUCAUCAAGCUGGUAUUUUCCUAGCAGACAUGAACGGCCAUGGCCUUUCUAAAGAAAUGCUACUCCAGGGAUGGCAGCACGUCUCUCGACUUGAACUGCUGUUUGAAAAGGCAGAAAACAGGAGUUUGUCUUUAGAGAAGUCGUGUAGACUUCUGGAUCAGUGGAAGAAGAGGGGAGAUCAAUUGUUGUACUCCAUGAUACCGAAAGGUAUUGCUGAUCAUCUACGAGCUGGGAAGGAUCCUAUGGCCGCUUGUCAGGCAUUUGAAAACGUCACAAUAAUAUUCUGCGCCGUACAACUGGCGGAGGCAGGUACCAGAGCUGACGUGAUGCAAACUGUCGCCUACAUGAACGACGUAUACUCGAGGAUCGACAGGCUGCUGGAUACACAUCGCGUUUAUAAGGUGGAGACAGUGGGUACUGUUUACAUGCUGGUCUCUGGAGCUCCAGAACGGAGACGUGCGCAUGCGGCUGCCGCUGCCAGCGCUGCCCUUGCCAUCUCACGAGCUAUCCCUGCACUUACUAUUGGAAUCCACACGGGGCCAGUCGUUGCAGGCGUGUUGGGACUGCGCCUACCGCGGUACUGCUUAGUAGGAGACACGGUCAACACUGCUAGCAGGAUGCAAACUUCUUCAGAGCCUGGUCGCGUUCAAAUAUCAGCAAUCGCGGCAGACCAGCUACCGGCUGGAAGAUUCAGGCUCCGCCGGAGAGGUCCUAUCAAAGUGAAGGGCAAAGGUACAAUGGAAACAUUCUGGUUGGAAGGUGAAGUGGAGGAGGAGGAACAAAAUGAAGCACUGCAGCUGUUCUCAGCAUUGUGUGGCGAUAAUUGA